AUGGCGGACGUUCGAACACAUUCACACCAGGUUCAAGUGCACCCUCUGCGCCAGCAUGAAGGCGGCAUCAAAGUCGUUUAUCCCCAGAGCGGCCCUUCUUCCACUCAGGUUCUAGCCGUGGUUGCUGGUGUACCGGUUGGAGGGACGCUGCUGACUCUGGCCGGUUUGACGUUAGCUGGUUCGGUUAUCGGACUAAUGCUAGCAUUCCCGUUGUUACUCAUAUUCAGUCCGGUUAUCGUACCAGCAGCCUUUGUGAUCGGUCUAGCUAUGACCGGAUUCAUGGUAUCAGGAGCAAUAGGGCUCACUGGACUAUCGUCCAUGUCGUGGGUACUCAACUACAUCCGCCGGGCCAGGGAGCAUAUGCCUGAGGAGCUGGAGGAAGCGAAGCAGCGUUUGGCUGACAUGGCUGAGUAUGUGGGACAGAGGACCAAAGAUGCUGGACAAACCAUAGAAGACAAAGCUCAUGAUGUCCGAGAGAGCAAGACCUACGAUGUCCGAGACCGAGACACCAAGGCUCAUACUGCCCGACCAGACAGAGACACCAAGACUACUCAUGAGGUCCGAGUCGCCUCUACAUAA
Molecule: messenger RNA, 579 nt
Organism: Microthlaspi erraticum
Lineage: Eukaryota; Viridiplantae; Streptophyta; Magnoliopsida; Brassicales; Brassicaceae
Source: the annotation of a GenBank genome assembly